AUGCACCUCGAUGACCCUGACCUGCUCCACAACAUCAACCGUGUGAUUCGCGAAAUGGGAUUAGUCGGUAAAGCGGUUACAUUUCGGAUGGACCAAGAAGCGGCUCUUGGAGCCCUUGCCGAGAAACUCACCAAGUGCGAUAGCAGCCCUGCCAGCGCAACUUUGAUUGACGUGGUUCCGGGCUACAGGCCCCAGUCGAAGGGAUCGAUUGAGCGGCAGGUUGAAACUAUGAAGCAGGGUUUCUGGUCUGUUUGGUUGGACCUGGAGAAAGAGGUUGCUAAGGUGAAGCAGGAAACGGAAGCCGUUGAGCUUGGGAAGUAUCAGUUACCUUUGGGAGGUUUGCUUUGGCAAGCCUGUGUUUUCUAUGUUGCUAGGUGCUAUAACCUCUGGUGUACUAGCGUCGGGGAUUCGAGCACUAGCAUAGAUCGACUGCAUGAGGAGAUUGUGAACCGAACUCGGACGAGACCGUUCGGGUGUCUGGUUCAAGCUCAGGUCAGUAAGUCCAAGGCGCACCAUGAUAAGUUCAGGGGCGCCCGGACCGUGAAAGCGGUUUAUCUGGGACCGGUGCACGCCAAAGGUGGCGGCAUCUUUGCCGUCCCUGUCGGAAGCAGGGAAAUAGAUAUAUUCCCCGUCGCCAGAAUGAUUCAGGGAGGUGACAUCUACGAUGCCAAGACCCUGGAAGAGCUAUCUUUAGCUAAGCCUCUUCUGCAGGACACUGAGGACCCCGAGAGGCCCAUACUGUUUGAUCCGUUGGAGGCUCCUGGUGAUGAUGCUCCUGAUGAGGGGGCUGGUGUGGGAAUGGAUGAAGAUGGUGAUGAAGAGAUGAUUGAAGAUGAGCUUGCUGACUAUUCUCCGUCGGAAGCGCCUGAGAACCAGGAGGUUGUGAACGAUGAGGGGGAUAUGGAAAUAGACUGGCUCACGAAUCACUAUCUUGAGUCCCUGUUUCGAGGGCCUGACCUGCGAGCCACCUCCACUGCAGUUGCAAAGUCGUUUGAUUUGAAGUUUGGGGGUACGAAGAUAAGGUGUGCUGUUCCUCAGAACGCUGUGUCUGAGACUUCGGGAGAGAAGCUAGAACCCGAUCUUCUUUACGCAUCAAUGAAGCUUGAGUUGGAAGAGUUGGAGUCCUUCAAGGUUGGGGAAGUGAUCCCUGAGCGCGAAGCUCGCCGUCUUGCUAAGGAAAACGGCAGGCGAGUUUUGACUAGCAGGUGGGUCAACACGGUCAAGAAGAAGGGACUGUAUAGAUCUAGGCUAGUCGUGUGGGAUUAUGCCUCUAUGGGAGGCACCACCUUGAGUGAGGGAAUCUACUCUCCUACUACUUCAUUGGAGGGUCUGAGAUUGCUUCUGUCAAUGCUCUGCCGACGUGGCAGUGUGUUGUCCUGCGAUGUCUCGGUAGCGUUCAUGCAUGCUCCCGUAGCGAGGGCAGAAUUCGUAGAGUUGCCGAAUAAUGUGAGCGCCCAGGUGACUGGGGAACGAGUUUUCGUCAAAUUGCGUAAAGCGAUGAACGGAUUGCGGUCUGCUCCAUUAUCUUGGUAUUGCGAGUUGGCUGAAUACUUGCGCUCUCAGAACUUCGAAGCAAGUUUGGACCCCACUAUAUUCCGUCGUCUUACGAGGAAGGGUUUGACGAUUGUGUUGUUUUAUGUGGAUGACUUGCUGAUCUAUAGUGAAGAUGAAGCUGAAGGGCGCCGGUUCUACGAGGAGUUGCGUAAAAGAUACAAACUGAAAAUUACGGGCGAGCUGAUUCAAGAUUGCCCCGGGGAAGUCUCGUUUCUCGGUCGGCGGAUCUUUCGCCGUAAGAAAGGGGAACGUACGGUGUAUUUCGGGCUAGACGAACAGUACCUGAGUUCCUGUUGCGAGGAGUACGGAAUCACCAAACCUGCACCAAAGCUCCCUUCCCUUGAACGCCGCUAUGCUGAGUUGCUGAAGAAAGGCCAGACUGAGCUGAUCAGUCCAGCUGCUCACGAAAGGUACAGAAGGACUCUGGGCCGUUUGGCCUGGGCGGCUCUGUCACGACCAGACCUGCAGUUUGUGUGUGGGUUUCUGGGCCGCCACCAAGCAGCUCCUGACGAAGCUGCCGAGACCUGUAUGAGGGAUGUCCUUCGUUGGGUCAAGGGUCUUCCGCACAAGGUCCAGAGGUUUCCGAGCAAAAGGGAGAUCUUGGAAGAUGAUGCGGACCCUGCCUCUGUAUCUUGUUUUACGGACGCGAGCUGGAGUCUGAAUUCGGUAAGCGGCGGGAUCAUUACGUGGGAGAACUGUUCCCUGAAAAGCUUCAGCAGGAAACAAACGACUACCGCACUCUCCAGUGCGGAAGCAGAACUCGCUGCACUCACAGAGGUUGCUCGUGAAGGGUUGUACAUUGCUUUGCUCGUGGAGACCAUCCGCGAGGGUAUGCCGAAAGACAGGGAAACCGGUUAUUAUGUUCUUAAGGGAUAUUCUGAUUCCGAAUCGGCGGUUUGUAUAUCGAAGAUGCAGACCCUCCUGAGGAAAGUGAGGCACAUCGAACUGCGUGCCGCAUUCCUUCAGGAGCUGGUGGCCAGGGGUCGUUUUACUAUAGAACACAUACCGGGAGUGAUAAACCCUGCGGACGCCCUCACGAAGAGUCCCACCAACGAAAGUUUGGCUAGUUUGUACGAUGCCUCUGGCCUUGUGGAUGAACCGAAGGCCUGGGAGAGUGAGCCUACUGAGGUGCACGUGUCUUUUGAAGAGCCCAAUGAAAACGAACGUUUUACUCCGUCUGUUCCGCCUUCCUGGAAAGCUUCCCAGGGAACAGCCUGGUUCCUUUCCCUCAGGUUUACUGGGAGCAGUCUUCGGGCUUCAAAGUCUCCACUCGCAGAGAGCAUAGCAGGGCGUUGUUCCCUGCGCCAGCACGAAGUUGAGUUGAAGGGAAAGCGUGAGGUUGAGGAACCCCUGGGCUGUGAGGGCUUGAGGCCUCUGGCCGUGGACAAGCGCCACUGGAAUGAAAAGUUUGUCGUAGGCCUGACAGCAGGCAAGGGUUUGGUGGGCGGCCCGGUAGGCUGUUCACUGCACGGUCUGAGUGAGGUCGAUCCUCCUCUUGCCGAGUGUGGCAAAGUCGGCGCGGUGCUUGCGGGUCUUUGGAAAGACCUACCAGAGGCUGCCCAGAAAGCCUUUCAGGAGGUAGGGUACAGCCCACCUCGGCCGAAAGGGCCGCCGCCACCACCACCAGGACUGGACCUCCAGUCCCUCCUUAAGGGUAGGAUGACCGAGAAGGAGUACAACGCUGCCAGGGCCGUGGUCUACGCGGGGGCAGGACUCCACGUCCAGACCCUGUUGGAGGCCGCGGGAAUCCCCCCUCCACCGGAUGAGGACCUCGACCAGCCAGAACCCACGCCCCAAGAGAAGCUGACCAGGUGUGUCAGCGACUUCAAGAAGGCCACCAACCAGAUGAAGAAUCUGGUGGAGAAGAAGGCCAAGCUCCAGGCACGAGCGGACAAGCUCAAGCAGGAGCUGGAAAAGCUCAUUGGGGACGUGGACCAGGUCGACAAGGACAUCAAGGCCAAGGACGUCGAGAUCCAGGAGACGGCCAAGGCUUUCAAAGAGAUGACGGCGGACUCCACUAGCACCGCCUUCAGCGCCCUGGAGGCGGUCCUUUCGGAGGCAGGCCACGAGGAAGCCACCCGAGUUUCAGAGGGCAUGACGAGAUUGCCCCAGGCUCUCGGGGCCAAAAUUUUUUCCAACCGGCCGGUGCUGUGCUUGGCCAAGGCCCUAGGCAUCAGCCCGUCUCGCGGGGCAAAUCCAGUUCAGGCCCUUGCUGCAGGGCUCGCAGAUGAGCUUCGGACGCACAAUGACUGGAGCAAGUCCGAGCCCCAGGCUCUAGCCCUCGCUGAGGCCCUGGAAGGAGUCGAUGAGGCCAGCCUGGGUUACCGGGUCUCUUAUGAGAUUCUCGAGGCCAUGCACGCCGCGGCUUUCCUGGACGACCUCGCGGCUCAGGAGCACCAGGGAUGUCAGGAGUCUGUUGUGUUUGUCAGUGCCAACAUCACAACGUGGACUCCGGAUAUUCUCAAAUGGCACCAGCCGCAAAAAGGGCCCCUUCUCAUCCAGGAGUUGCACUUGGGAGAUGAAGGUGCCGACGUGGCCAGCCUUGAGGCCUGCGUUCUAGUGCUCUCGAACAGACGGCAGCAGACGCACAAGGACUGGUGCAAGUCAGUGCGGCCGCCCAGGCAGAGUAAGGAGCGAAAGCCCGGCAAGGCGGCACUCGCUUUGCACACAGUGUGGGAGAAGUUGACUCCCGAAGCCCGACUGGCGAUCGAAGAAGCCGGGUGGAGGCCUCCAUCCGCGGCAGCGGUUGUUCCGCCUCCGGGUCUCGGCGAUUUUGAUGUUGACAUGGAUGCAUCUGAGGCCUGCGAGGCUAAGCAGAAGCUGUGGUCUGAAGCCACGGAGCAGCAGAAAGAGCUCAUGCUCAAGGCAGGCCUCAAGCCGCCGGAGCAAACUCCGGCUCCCACCUCUUAUGAAGUUGGAACCGCAGCAAAUGCAGCUUUUCGUAAGGCCACGGUUGCACUGAAAUUGCUUGGAGACAAGAAGAUUAGCUUGCAGAAGCGUAUCGACCAAGCUAAGGAGCAAUACAACGCAAGACUGACCGAGAUGAAACAGUUGCAGACCAAAAUUGAAGAGGCGCAGCAACAGGUUGCAGAUGCGGGCGAGGAGCUUACCACCAAAGUCCUGGCCCAAGAUGAAUCUUUGAACGGCGAAAUUGCGCAGUUUCUUGAGAAGUUUGGGAUUUCCUUGACUGAAGAGCAGGAAGCAAAGAUUGCCGCAGUGCGUGCCGGCACACAUGGACCCCCUGACAGCCAGGCUUUUGACCUUAAGGCCGCAGCACCCAACACGCAAGAGGUGCCCAAGAAAUCUGAGCCAGCGCAGAACGGCGUUGCUGUGCGCCCUGCAGGCUGCACUCAGGCUGACCAGGUGCUUGUGCAUUCAACUUGGUCGGGCAGUGCUCUCGCUCAGUCUGGUGAUCCAGGGGUUUCGGCCCUUUGGGCCAGCUUGCUGCAAGGGCUGGAGCAUAUGUGUCAUGUGCAAGUGCUUCAAGCUGUGGAGGCCCUAGAGGCAGGCCAAUAUAUUCUUGAAGAUACCUUUCCCUGGUUUGCUGCUGAGCUUGCUGUUGAAGCCGGUGAUGAUGUUCCUUGGCACGUUGCAGCCUCGGCUAUCAGGGAUGUCAUCGCAAAUCUUAACUCCAAUGCCGACGGAAAGAAAUUGCUGUUAGUCAGCUCCAAUGUCACCAAGUGGCGCAAGUCCUUAGCAACCUUUCUUGCGGGGAUCAGGCCAGACCUCUGGCUGGUACAGGAAACACACAUUAAGGAGGAGCAAGGGGAUUUGCUGGCCACUCAUGUUGGGGCCUUUGGCUAUCAGGCCUUCAGCUUGCCAGGUCACCCCACUGGGGGAGGUGGUAACUCAGGAGGCCUUGCGAUUGUGUUUAAGAAGCACCUUGAUGUCCGCAAAAGCCACCACUUCCUUCACCAAGGUGUUGGUUUUCAGUCUGUUGUUCUGCGCAUCCGGGGUGUUGAUAUCUUCCUCGUCAAUGUUUACUUGAAGACAGGGGAGGGUUUCCGGGGCCCGACUAAUGCCAUAAUUCUUUCCAAUUUGAUUCCCUUCCUUAGGUCGCUGCAAGGUGAAUUCCUUGUUGCAGGCGACUUCAACGAAGACAUCAGUGUUCUGGUGACCACCAGUUUGGCGCAGGAAGCUCGGGGCCAAUGGGUCCAUACGGGGGCUUCCACGUGCACAGGGGGUGGUAACAUUGAUUUUGGUUUAGUUUCCAAAGGGCUGGCCUUGGGAGUUUCGGUCCGGGCUGACUGGAUCACUCCGUUUGCUCCACAUGCUGCCUUACAUUGGUGCAUUGACAGGAGGCAGUGCGAGUUGAGGUUUCCCCAGCUUGUGGGUUUCAAGCCGAUGCCCAUUAUGCCGCAACCCUUUGAGCCUCCUUUGGCAGGUUGCUCUGGCCCUCAGCCUGAUCUGGAGUCUGCCUGUGCCGGGCACUGGGGUGGCUCCAUACCUGAGCCGGCCCUCACACAUACCUUUGAGCAGCUCAGUAGCUCUGUUGAGUUAUCGGUCUAUGGCUGCACUCAAGGUCGAGGCUGCCUGCCCAAAUUUCGCCGUGACAAACUCCUGCGCCAUACCUCACCUGUGGGUGCUUGGGGGGGGGCUCAGGCCUCUUUCUGGAAGCGGGUCCUUGUUUGGCUGGAACUUUCGGUGAAGCGGAGUUGUCCUGCACCCUUUGGCCACACAUUUUGGUCGCAGCUUGAAUUGAUGUGGCACGGAUCCACAGCCGAGCUCAGUGUUUUCCAAGUCCAGCUCGAUGCUGUUCUUAAAGGUGUUACGCCUUCGGCUUUUCCAGAGUUGAUUCAGGUAUCGGAGCAACAAUUUCGUCACCAUUCCAAAUUGUGGAUGCAGAAGCAGAGCGCAAGCUACGGUAAGUGGCUAAAGCAGGCUUCGUGUAAAGGCUUGCGUGGCCUUUUUACCAGUGUUAAAGCGGAUGAAGCUGUCCAGCUGCGCCCUUUCUUGCACCAGCCUGUGCAGGAGCGCAUCUACCUUAGGUGGAGGCAGUGGUUUGAGCUUUGGUCCGCGCCGGGUGGGGUCGACCCGGCGCUCCUCAGUGAUCUCAGGCAACGUGCCCGAAUGCAGGCCAAGGAGCUUGGGCCGAUUCCCCUAGAUCAGGCGGUUGCGGCGUUCAAGCGAGUGCCCAGCAAAGCACCAGGUCUAGACGGGUGGACAUUUGAGAUGUUAAAAAAUUUGCAGCGACCGGCUGUUGCAUCCAUCAUUUCAUUUCUUCACCACUGUGAAACUGAGGCCACUUGGCCUGCCCAGAUGGUGUUUGCACUUAUAGCCCUCCUCCCAAAAAGCGAGAAGCGGGAGAGACCAAUAGCACUUUUGCACGUGCUUUACCGCACUUGGGUGCGCAUGAGGUGGAAAUUGGUCUCCGAUUGGCAAUUCCAGUACUGUAAAGCCGCGGUCUGGGAUAAGGCAAUGCCUGGGAGUCAAGUGCUGGACGUCGCUUUGGGACGCUUACUUAGAGGCGAGGCGGCUAGACAGUCCGGUCAGCACUUAGUUACAAUUUUCAUUGAUAUGGAGACUUUCUAUGAUAGAUGCCGUUUUAACGAUGUCAUUUCUUCUGGCCUUUCUUUGGGGUACCCUCCCCUGGUAUUGCACCAGGCCCUUCUUACGUACAUGGGCCCGCGUUUUCUUCAAUCUGAAGGGUCUUUGUGCCCGGCCAUUACUCCCACGAAGGGGGUCCUGGCUGGGUGCCCGGCCGCCCCUUCUAUCAGCAAACUUGUUGUGCACCCCAUUGCAGUUGCGGCCACUUCCAAGCGUGCGACAUCCAACUUGGACGUAUGGAUAGAUGAUCUGUCCCUUGACUGUGUCGGUGCCUCGGCCAAGCAGAUUGCCUCAGACGCUGUGCUGCUGUUUCGCAGCCUGCGUACCAGCAUCGAGGCAACUGGCCAGUGGCAGGGCGUCUAA
Messenger RNA from Symbiodinium sp. CCMP2592, 7464 nucleotides. The record is from the annotation of a GenBank genome assembly. NCBI's taxonomy places the organism in Eukaryota, Dinophyceae, Suessiales, Symbiodiniaceae.